GAGCCUGAAGGCUCCUGAUCAGCCUGGCACGGUAUCGGCCCGCUUGCGGCCCGGAGCCUUUCACCACUACCAGUACAUAAUAAGACACGGAUUCAACCAUUGUCAUCACAACUCAUUAUACCAGGAAAGCCUUCCUGCAUAUACUACGCGUGAAAAUGCCAUCACAGGCAGCAGCUAAGCUCCGCCAAUUGCUGGCUGACGAGAGCAGAAUCAUUGUCUGCCCCGGUGUAUACGAUGGUCUCACGGCCAGAAUCGCUUUACGGGAAGGUUUCGAUGCUUUGUACAUGACCGGUGCAGGAACGACAGCAUCCCGACUCGGACAGCCCGACCUGGGAGUUAUUACCCUUAAUGAGAUGCAAGGAAACGCGGAGAUGAUCGCCAACCUGGACCCGUCAGUGCCGUUGAUAGCGGAUGCAGAUACCGGGUUUGGAGGCUCUCUCAUGGUCGCUCGCACCGUCACCGAAUAUAUUCGUGCUGGAGUCGCUGCCCUCCAUCUCGAAGACCAACCUACUACGAAACGCUGUGGCCAUCUGCGCAACAAGCAAGUUGUAUCCGAAGAAGAGUAUCUCGGUCGUAUCCGUGCUGCUGUCAAUGCACGCAGUCGGGCACAUGGUGACAUUGUCCUGAUUGCGCGGACGGAUGCCCUGCAGUCCUUAGGGUAUGAGGAGGCCAUCUCGCGACUGAAAGGGGCUAUCAGGCUCGGGGCGGAUGUGGCCUUUUUGGAAGGCGUAACAUCUAAGGAGGCUAAGAUGGUCUGCGAGGACCUCAAGCCGACUCCCGUUCUGUUCAAUGCGGUUCCUGGGGGCGUGUCUCCUGAUCUUUCCGUGCAAGAUGCUGAAGACCUUGGGUUUCGGAUGAUUAUAUUUCCUGCCUUGGCACUUGGGGCUGUCUACGGAGCCGUUCAUGAUGCCGUCAGGAAUCUCAAAAAGACGGGCACGCAAGUUGUCAGAGCGGGGAGCACUCCAAGGGACCUUUUCAAUGUGGUGGGGUUGCAAGAAGCGAUCGCUCUAGAUAUGGCCUCAGGGGGCCAACUGUAUAAAAACGGUGUGUAAAUGGGCCGAUAUAACACAUCACGGCUAGUACUAUUUACCUUUUAGUUCUAAUUAUUUUAUCUCUUUGAUCUAUG
Molecule: messenger RNA, 1126 nt
Organism: Paecilomyces variotii
Lineage: Eukaryota; Fungi; Ascomycota; Eurotiomycetes; Eurotiales; Thermoascaceae
Product: carboxyphosphonoenolpyruvate mutase
Exons: 3
Coding region: 156-1052 (298 amino acids)
Molecular function (GO): catalytic activity
Source: RefSeq, a predicted model, not a curated record